CUGGGGUAACACAAUAUACAUUGCCGUUGGUGACACCAUGCCAAAGCCACCGCAACUUCCACCAAAAUGAGGCCUGCUAAAGCCUUAACAACAAUCCCAAUAGCAUCAUUCUUCACCGGAACUACAAAACCAAGCCAAAGUUUCAAGCGGGUUCCUCCAUUUCAUCGUCAUAGUAUCCGAUUUUCAGUGCCCCUUUUCACGAGAUCAAAAUCUUUUACCACCCCUCGGUAUGCUCACAGUUCAGCUCCCGAAGUUGCAGCAGAAUUCAGUUCUGGGAUGCUUCCUGACUCACAAGGAAAGAUUGAAAAGCUAGAAGCAAGUGUAGAAAAGGUUAUAUAUGGUUGUCGUUUCUUUGCUAUCCUUGCAGUAUGGGGAUCUUUGGUGGGAUCUUUUCUUUGUUUUAUCAAGGGUUGCAGUUAUGUUGUGGCCUCAUUCGAAGAAUACUUUGUCAACCGAGGGAAGGUGAUGUUUUCGCUGGUUGAAGCCCUUGAUGUAUAUCUACUAGGGACGGUGAUGUUGGUUUUUGGAAUGGGUCUCUAUGAACUCUUCAUCAGCAACCUUGACAAAGCAAAAUCAUUUGCAGAUGAAAGAGUUCCACACAGAUCAAAUUUUUUUGGCUUAUUUACUCUGAAGGAACGUCCACAAUGGUUGGAAAUUAAAUCUGUCAAUCAGCUGAAAACCAAACUUGGCCAUGUGAUUGUCAUGCUACUUCUUAUUGGUUUGUUUGACAAGACUAAGAAGGCUGCUAUAUUAUCGCCUCUUGAUUUGCUUUGCUUCUCAGCCUCUGUACUUUUGUCAUCUGGCUGCCUGUAUCUGCUAUCAAAACUCAAUCACUCAGAAGACAAAUUUCAGGGAUGUUGAGGUGCAUUUUCUAUGCCUUGGGAAAGGAAAAACUUGAUUCUUGUGGUUUAUCGAAUCUGUUUUCGUAGUCUUAUUAACUCCAAAGUCUUGAUGGUAGUAGUGAAAAGUUUACUCUAGCACUAGUGUCUCUGACAUAGCUAUUAUCUAUGCUGUAUCAAACCGGCUUGUGUAAAGGAUAGCAAAACAAGAUGUAUAUCAGGAUAUUGUUCAUUAUUAA
Molecule: messenger RNA, 1078 nt
Organism: Coffea eugenioides
Lineage: Eukaryota; Viridiplantae; Streptophyta; Magnoliopsida; Gentianales; Rubiaceae
Exons: 6
Coding region: 67-861 (264 amino acids)
Source: RefSeq, a predicted model, not a curated record